Messenger RNA from Bactrocera dorsalis (oriental fruit fly), 4314 nucleotides. It is a transcript of the gene Mmp1, whose product is annotated as matrix metalloproteinase-14. Gene Ontology annotation, cellular component: extracellular matrix. Gene Ontology annotation, molecular function: metalloendopeptidase activity; zinc ion binding. Gene Ontology annotation, biological process: proteolysis; extracellular matrix organization; collagen catabolic process. Lineage: Eukaryota; Metazoa; Arthropoda; Insecta; Diptera; Tephritidae. The coding region runs from base 425 to 2056 and encodes 543 amino acids. The transcript has 7 exons. The record is from RefSeq and is a predicted model, not a curated record.
GGCGGUUGUGUUUUAAGGCGCGGGUAAUUUUUCGAUUUUUAAUGAAAUUUGUGUUACAUUUCAUAGCUUAAACGAUAAAGUUGUGUCUUUAAAUGUGAUUCUUACGUGUAAAAUUGCCUUAAAUAAUUGAACCUAAAAUUAGUGCAGCUUUAUUACAUACGACAUUUCGAUCAAUAAGUUUAAACCGGUGCAUUACAAACGAAUAUUCAUCGAAUCGCGUCUAUUUUUGUGCAAAGUGAAUUCAAUAUAGGUACCGCAUUAAAUUCAGUUGCAUGGCAGAAAAAGCAGCCACUUCAAAUCCAGUUACCAGAAAUUGUCAUUGUAUUCAUCGAGUUGUUUAACCGAAAUCUUAUCUAAUCAACGAGGAGCUAUUCACAAUUACCACAGUCUAAACAUUCCGCUUGCAAACAGCGUAUAUAACUGAAUGAUGUUGCACUAUAACUCAAUGAGACGAAGUACAGCGAAGUGUCCAACUGCUAAACGAAGUCAGUCAACCACAGAUAGCGUUAGAUUAUCAUCAAUCGAAGGAUUGGCCUACAAUAUGCGAUCCUGCCAACAGUGUUCAGUAUUCAUAGUUUUAGUCACCUUAGUAGCCUUAAUUGGUAUUGUUUCUCCCAACCCAGUGCAGACGACCACGCAAGCUGAGAUAUAUCUAUCACAAUUUGGUUAUCUGCCUGCAUCAGCCCGUAAUCCUGCAAACGGCGGUUUACUUGAUGCAACCACAUGGACUAAAGCUGUGCAAGAUUUCCAGAGUUUUGCUGGCUUAAAUGUAACCGGAGACUUGGAUGGAGAAACUUUGGAGCUAAUGUCAUUGCCACGGUGUGGUGUUAGGGAUAAGGUGGGAUUUGGCACCGAUAGUCGUUCUAAGCGAUACGCUUUACAGGGAAGCAGGUGGCGUGUUAAGGCUUUGACAUAUAAAAUUUCUAAAUAUCCUAAACGACUCAAACGUAACGAUGUUGACGCCGAAAUAGCACGUGCUUUCAGUGUAUGGAGCGAUUUCACAGAUUUAUCAUUUACUCCGAAGGCUUCUGGACCAGUUCACAUAGAAAUUAAAUUCGUUGAAAGCGAACAUGGGGAUGGUGACGCAUUUGAUGGGGUCGGUGGUACCUUGGCUCACGCAUUCUUUCCUGUCUUUGGCGGUGACGCACAUUUUGAUGAUGCUGAGUUAUGGACAAUUGGAUCACCUCGUGGCACAAACCUUUUCCAAGUUGCAGCCCACGAAUUUGGCCAUUCAUUGGGCUUGUCUCACUCAGAUGUGCGUUCUGCUUUGAUGGCUCCAUUUUAUCGUGGAUUUGACCCCGUAUUUAAACUUGACUCCGACGACGUUCUAGCUAUUCAAGCUCUGUAUGGUAAGAAAACUGUUGGAGUAGCUGAUCGUGGUGGUUUCCCAAAAACUACCCAAAGACCAGUGAUUUCAGCACCAAAAGUUCCACGGGACGACCUCAUUUGCAAAGAUCCAAAAGUUGACACUUUAUUUAAUUCGGCCGAUGGACAAACAUAUGCAUUCAAAGGAAACAAAUAUUACAGGCUUACUGAAAACUCCAUUGCAGACGGUUAUCCCAAACUUAUAUCGGAUGGCUGGGCGGGUUUACCUGGCGAUAUAGAUGCAGCAUUUACAUACAAAAAUGGCAAGACAUACUUCUUCAAGGGUACCAAAUAUUGGCGUUACAAUGGACGACAAAUGGAUGGUGAUUAUCCAAAGGAAAUUAGUGAAGGAUUUACAGGAAUACCAGAUCAUUUGGAUGCUGCUAUGGUUUGGGGAGGUAAUGGCAAAAUUUACUUCUACAAGGGUAGUAAAUUUUGGCGCUUCGACCCACUAAAGCGGCCGCCAGUUAAAUCAAGUUAUCCAAAACCCAUCUCAAAUUGGGAAGGCCUGCCAAAUAAUAUUGAUGCUGCAUUGCAGUACACCAAUGGCUAUACAUACUUUUUCAAGGGUGAUAAAUACUACAGAUUCAACGACAGAACAUUUUCGGUCGACGCGGCAAAUCCGCCAUUCCCUCGACCAUCUGCCCACUGGUGGUUCGGAUGCAAAAAUGUGCCGUCAUCAACAGAAUAAUGAGUGAGGUUCCAGCCUAAUAUCAAAUCAUCAAGUAGUAAAAAGAGACAGCAUGCACCAUAUACGAGUACAUUACAAUUCAUCAAUGCCCAUCUAUCCGUCUGUCUGCAUAUAUGCGAACUAGUUCUCCAGUCUCGCUCUGAGAUUUUGCACACGAUCUUUCCUGCCAAUUAAGCCGCUCACUUGCCGUAACCCUCAAAUCGGACCACGAUAGCAUACAUACAUCUGUCAUACAAACUGAACGAUUAAAAUCAAGUUCUUUAACAGAAGACUUUUUUAACAAACGGCGAACCUUCACGAAACUCAGUAUGGACUAUUGACCAAGGUAGUGAACUAAUAUUGACGACAUUUUCCAGAUCGGACCACUAUACCAUGUAGCAUCAUGUAGCUAUCAUUAAAACUGAACGAUCAAAAUCAGGUUCUUCUAUUGAAACUUUUUUAUUUGUGAAGAGUAGUUACAUUUUUUAAAAUUUUUUAUACAUUAAACAUUAUAAAAUUAGUACCUUCCUGAUUGCAGACAACGUAGAAGAAUUGUUAACUUGUAGUAAUCGUUAUAUGUCGAAUAGAUAGGAAUACGGGUCAUAAGCACGUGUAAAGAUAUGUUCAAUGGCAUUUAAUAUGGUAGUUGAAUAGUAGUAAAAUAUUACUUUUCAUUUAUCUGAUAUUUUAAAUCCUCAUGCGAAGUAUACAUGUACAUACAUAUAUAUCUAUAUCUAUAUAUGUAUGCAUAUAAAAGAAAGUCGUGUUAGUUACACCAUUUAUAACUCAAGAACAGCUGAACCGAUUUAGCUGAAAAUUGGUGGGAGGUAGCUUAGGACCAGGGUAAGGACAUAGGAUACUUUUUAUCUCUUUAUGUUCAAAUUCAAUACUAUUCAUAAAUACAAAAAUUAUAUUAUAAAUCAUAAGCAUUUGUUCAAAAUUCAUGUAAGAAUCCUUUGAAAAUUAUUGGUUGACCUAAAAAUGCAAUAUCUUCUUAACUAAUUCUCAUAAACUUAAUAAUAGAAGUCAUAUAGAUGGUAUUAGUAGUACUAACUAUGUAUCAGCCACAGCAAAACGUGGACGUGUCCUCUAGUACGUAUAUAAAAAUUGAUUUUAUUUAAGUGUUGAGGUGCAAAUAGUCAUCCAGUAUCAUUUAAAACUUCGUAGUUAUUGAAAAACGUGCAUGGUUAAGCUAAAAAUGUUGCUGUAAAAAUACUACUAGAUACAUACUUAUGUUCAUACAUGUACAUAUACAUAUGUAUGUACAUACCAGAGAACUGCUACAAGUAAUAAAUUUUUAUUCAUAAUCGAGUAUUGAUCCGUUAUUCUGUCUAAUUCUGCCAGUUCGAUUCAUGUACACGAAUCGAACCGGUUGUCUUCAAAUAGAGAACAACUUUGAAUCAGCGGUUAGCUUAUACUCGUACAUGAUUUGUUUAUGAACGUUCGCAUUAGCAUUGUCACACAUGAUUCAAAUCAAUCCAGCAGAAAAUUUGCUGUACUCGUACUCGUAGCUUCCCCGCAGUUACACAUUCGUUCGAUUCAAGCAAUCGUCGCAAUUCUAUCAACUCACAUGAUACGAUUUGAAUCGACGUCAGCCAUACUGUUUACUCGAUCGUGAUUGCCGAAUAUCAGAUUGUUCAUGUCGCAUCAAAUCAGUUGACGCUGGUCGGUACUCGAACUGAUCAACAAUGUUGUCUAUGAUGAACUGAAUUGAUUUGAUUGCCUUUUUGGCAGUUUGUUCUGAUUUAAUCAUACUCGUUGCUGCUUUCUGGUACAUACUAUAUGAUACAUAUGUACGGAUUCAAAAAAGUGCAAAUAGUGUUUUCAUAAGUUCAAAAAAAUUACAUCUUGCAAUUAAAUAACGAUUAUUUAGUAAUAUCUUUUCUAUAUGCAAGUUUUUAUUCAUAUUUUCGGCAUGUCCGUUUGCUUUAUUGGGCAGUAGUAACUAAUUGAAACUUUAAUUAAUUACUAAUUUACUUAAAAUAAAUUGCAUAACAAAUGCAUGCUAUUUUUAUAUUGUUAAAGUUAUUAUAUAUAUAAAUGAAUGCCGAUUUUCACUGUUAUUUUAGUCGUAUUUUAUAUAUACAUAUAUAAGUAUGCUUAGUAAAUGUAUACAUAUGUAGGUACAUUCACAACUGUUUCCAUCCUUGAGGUUGCAAAUUGUUUAUGCACUCCGCACUGUACUUCUUAGUAAAUAACUUUGAUCGGUUAGGCACCGCAUUAUCUUGAGAUAGUUUUUAAAAAUGUAUGACAUCUAAAACACAUUUUGUUGAAUUUGG